AUGAGCGACUGGGACGAUUUCUCCGUGUCUUCCGAUGGAGAGUCUGAUUCUUCAAUGAUUCGGCGUGGGGUACGUUUAUGAAAAUUGUUCCUCAUUGAACUCGUUUUCCCCUUGCAGCCUCUUACAACUUCAAUGAGUCCUCGUACUCCUCCUCCUCCGUUCGGGGAAACGGACAGCGAAGUGCGCUGGAUCCUGAAUCAUCUCCCGGCCCCUGAAGCUCGUCGCAGUGCCGGUUCUGUUGAGACUGUGCCGUCGGAGUCUUCCACUUGGUCUUCUCUGCCGUCGUUGUCGCCCGAAGAAGUGAGUUGUAGACUUAUUUACACGACUGAGGCCCUCCGAAUCCGCACAACAAAGCAAACAUGAGACAAACUGGCAAAAUAUAAUUGUUCAGGUCCUGUACCGAGAUCAAAGUGUGUCUACUCUGUCUACUCCGGAGUUGUGGUUCAGCUCUCUGACCAUCUCGUCUCCAUUGGAAUCGCAGCCACGCAGAACUGCAUUGAAUGCCGCUACUCCAGCUGAAAGCGUGACAACUUCUGCAGCAGACAACAACGGACCUGAGCAAGCGGUAUGUUCAUGUUUUCAAAAAAUAUACAGAAUUUUUAACUACAGAUUGGCUGUGUCACUCCCCAGUCUGAAAUUGCUCCAAGUCCAUCUCUGCCUUCCACUUUCCCACAGCACGGACAACAGUGA
Messenger RNA from Caenorhabditis sp. 36 PRJEB53466, 690 nucleotides. Lineage: Eukaryota; Metazoa; Nematoda; Chromadorea; Rhabditida; Rhabditidae. The record is from the annotation of a GenBank genome assembly.